GCUCUCGCGCCCCGCUGUCCGCGAACCGCCUCCAGCUGCCCGCGGCCGGCCCUCGCGGAUGCUUUCGGCGGGAGAGAGGCACUCGGUCCUGCUCCGGAGCGAUGGCUCCGCCGUGGCCUGCGGCGAGAAUGACGAGGGCCAGUGCGAGCUCCCGGCGCUGCCCGCGGGCCUCACCUACAUGCAGGUCGCCGCUGGAGAGAGGCACACGAUCUUGCUCAAGAACGAUGGCUCCGCCGUGGCCUGCGGCUGGAAUGAUGAGGGCCAGUGCGAGCUCCCGGCGCUGCCCGCGGGCCUCACCUACACGCAGGUCGCCGCUGGAGGGGAUCACACGGUCCUGCUCCAGAGCGAUGGCUCCGCCGUGGCCUGCGGCUGGAAUGCUUCUGGCCAAUGCGACGGCCCGGCGCAUCGAUGGCUCCGCCGUGGCCUGCGGCUGGAAUGAUGCGGGCCAGUGCGAGCUCCCGGCGCUGCCUGCGGGCCUCACCUACAUGGCCCACCUGUUGCCGGGGAUGCUCCUCCAGGCGUCGCUGGACGGCGACACGAUGCGCUUCAUGACCUUUGGCGGGGCGGAGCGCUCCAGGUCCUGGGCCGGGCCCGGCGCUCGCCUCGCGGACAUCUACGAGCAGCUGCUGGCCGACCACCGCGCGGGCAGACUGGGGCCCGGAGCCUGGCGGGUGGACGCCGUCCUGCCGGGCGGCCGGCUGCUGAGCCGCGCGGCGGCCGAGGAAACUGUCGCCGAGGCCGUGGAGCUUCCCCGUGCCACGUAGCGAUACAGAGAGACAUUCCGAUUCCGGGGCGGCGCGAGGUUGCGAAGGUGGCCGCGCGUCGCACGUCGCGCGGCGCGGGGCGCGAGGUUGGGUGGCCCAGGCGGGGCGAGGAGCCCCGCGAGAUCUCCUUUCUUGCGCGCGUGGUUGUUGCCCAGCCUGCC
Molecule: messenger RNA, 925 nt
Organism: Prorocentrum cordatum
Lineage: Eukaryota; Dinophyceae; Prorocentrales; Prorocentraceae
Source: the annotation of a GenBank genome assembly